Molecule: messenger RNA, 1314 nt
Organism: Carlito syrichta (Philippine tarsier)
Lineage: Eukaryota; Metazoa; Chordata; Mammalia; Primates; Tarsiidae
Product: zinc finger protein 436-like
Exons: 3
Coding region: 463-1314 (283 amino acids)
Biological process (GO): negative regulation of transcription by RNA polymerase II; regulation of cytokine production; regulation of immune system process
Source: RefSeq, a predicted model, not a curated record
CAGAUUUAAUUAUACAAAGACAGUAUGAUAGAAAGAAACCUUAUAAAUUUAGUGAAUGUGGAAUAAUCUUCAGAAGCUGUACUACUCUUGUUCAGCAUCAAAUAACUCAUAGUGGAGAGAGACACUAUAAAUGUAAUGAAUGUGGAAAGGGAUUUCACCAGAGUUCUCACUGAACAAACCAUCUGAAGAGUCAUAUAGGGGAAAAGUCCUACCAAUGCAAUGAAUGUGGAAAGGCUUUCAGUUAUUGCUCAGUCCUUGUUCAACAUCAGAGAAUUUAUAGUGAGGAGAGACCUUAUGAGUGUACUGAAUGUGGCAAGACUUUCAGUCAUAGUACAUACCUCACUCAGCAUAAAAGAAUUCACACGGUUGAGAAACUCUAUAAGCGUCUUGAAUGUGGAAAGGCUUUAAGUCAGAGCACACAUCUUACUCUGCAUCAGAGAGUUCAUACUGGAAAGAAACCUUAUGAAUACAAUGAAUGUGGUAAGUCCUUUAGGUCAGAGUGCACAUCUUACUCAACAUCAAAGAAUUCAUAUGGGAGAAAAACCCUAUAAAUGUAAUGAAUGUGGGAAAGCCUUCAGUGAUCACUCAGCUCUUAUUCGACAUCCUGUUGUACACACUGGGGAGAAACCCUAUGAAUGUAAUGACUGUGGGAAAGCUUUCAGUUACUGUUCAUACCUCAUUCAACAUCAGAAAGUGCAUACUGGAGAGAAACCAUACAAAUGCAGUGACUGUGGGAAUGCCUUUAGUGAUCGUUCAGCUCUUAUUCAGCAUCAAAGAACACACACUGGAGAGAAGCCCUAUGAGUGUAAUGAAUGUGGAAAAGCCUUUAGCAGAAGCACAUACCUUAUUCAACAUCAGAGAAGUCAUACAGGAGAAAAACCGUAUAAAUAUAAUGAAUGUGAGAAAACUUUCAGUCAGAGUUCAUUCCUUACACAACAUAUGAGGGUUCAUACAGGAGAAAAACCCUGCAGAUGUAAUGAAUGUGGGAAGGCUUUUAGUGACUGCUCAGGACAUAUUCAGCACCAAAGAACUCUCUGGAGAGAGGCCCUAUUCUUUAGUUACUGCUUUGGCCUUAUUCAACAUCAGAUCAUUCAUACUGUAGAGAAACCUUAUGAAUGCAAUAAAUGUGGCAAAGCCUUUAGCCGGAGAGCAGAUCUUAAAAACCAUCAGAAAACUCACACUGAAGAGAAACCCUAUAAAUCUAAUGCAUGUGGGAAAGCAUUUAGCCAGAGCACAUAUCUUACAAAACACCAGAAAAUUCACAGUGGAGAGAAAUCAGAUAUACAUACUGAGUGUGAAAAAAUCAUGAGGUGA